Oreochromis aureus is the source of this 507-nucleotide messenger RNA. It is a transcript of the gene sprn, whose product is annotated as shadow of prion protein. Lineage: Eukaryota; Metazoa; Chordata; Actinopteri; Cichliformes; Cichlidae. The record is from RefSeq and is a predicted model, not a curated record. Gene Ontology annotation, cellular component: membrane. The transcript has a single exon. The coding region runs from base 1 to 507 and encodes 168 amino acids.
AUGUGCCUGCUUGCUUCAUCGUGUCCUCUUCCUGUACAGAUGUCUGGGAUGAACCAGGUGGUUGCAACAUGCUGGACUUGCCUCCUGCUCUCUGCCUUCCUGUUUGAGCCCACGCUGUGUAAAGGCGGACGUGGAGGGUCCAGGGGUUCCUCUCGAGGGUCGCCCUCCCGCAGCUCCACAGCAGGGACCUACAGGGGAGGAGGUGCUUACGGCGGGACCCGCUCUCGCUUCAGGGUGGCCGGACGGACGUCACCGGUGAGGGUGGCAAGCGCAGCAGCAGCAGGGGCAGCAGUGGCGUUAACGGCAGAUAAAUGGUACGCAUCUGCCUACCGACGCAGCAACACAGACAACUCGGAGGAAGAGCUGGAUUACUACAACAGGACCAAUUACUUUGAUGCUCUAAUGUCAGGCUCUACUCAAAAUGGAUCUUUUUUCUCUAAAGUAGUUUCUGUCAUUAUCACAAUGUUUUCCCCAAAAUAUGGACUCUUGAUGGACAGUAUACUGUAG